This is a messenger RNA of Colias croceus (clouded yellow), 3125 nucleotides long. RefSeq lists its product as uncharacterized. Gene Ontology annotation, molecular function: zinc ion binding. The transcript is spliced from 4 exons. The record is from RefSeq and is a predicted model, not a curated record. Lineage: Eukaryota; Metazoa; Arthropoda; Insecta; Lepidoptera; Pieridae. Gene Ontology annotation, cellular component: nucleus. Bases 236 to 2563 code for a protein of 775 amino acids.
AAUGUUGCUAAUGAACACAAAUUUAUUUCCUGUUGGUAAAUAAUUGAACCCUCCAUUAUUUAUACGACUACCGUAGUACCGUACCUAGGUAGUUACGAAUAAAAAAAGUAUAUUCCUUGUUGUAAUUUUUUCCUGUAUUUGCGCAAACUAAAUCUUACACGUCAAACAGAAGAAAAUUUUGCAAUAUUCUAAGAAAGAUAUCUUUUAUCAAAUUACUUAUGUAUGUUACUCUACAAUGGAUAAACUAGAAGUUGAUCCAAAGCUCUUUAUUACUUGUCGCUUGUGUUUGGAGGAAAUGGGCCAAUAUCAAAUUGUACCCAGUGUACAACAACAGAUUAGAUUUUGUUUUGAUAUUGAUGUUGAUCCUUUUGAUGGUUUACCUCAACUGAUCUGUAGAGGUUGUGAAGCGAUUUUGACACAGUUUAAUUCAGUAAAGAAGAAGUAUCAAGAGAAACAAAAUGACCUCAAAGCUGACAUUAAAGGAUGUAUUAUUAAUUCUACUCUUUCACAACAGAAUGUUGUAACUUCGACUGAACAAACUGAAUCUCAACCUGAAACUAAAGAAUCAACCCCUCUUCCCAAAUCUUUUAAAUUAACAUUAAAAAGGAAGCAAACCAUUCAUGAUGCUAAAAAUAAUCCAGAUUCAGAAUGUGAAUCUUGCUCAUCUAGCUACUCAAUUAUCAAAAAGUCAAAAACCUCAAGAAAAUGGAGAAAAAAAUAUGAUAAGUUCUUCAUUUGUAGAUACUGCUCCAGUGCUUAUAAGGAUAGAAAAAGUAAUAAGCACUUAGAACAUCAUAAAAGCUUAUUGGCGAAAUACUCAAACUUAAUAAAUAACUUUUCUAUAGUUAUACCUCGCAUAGAUAAAAAAUUGAAUUUAACAGGAAUGGAAAAUACGGUAGCAAUUGAUCGUGAGAAUAUAUUACAACAAUAUAAUUCAGAUUACAGCAUACUGUACAAACUUAAAUCUAAAUAUUAUUCUGAUGUUGAAAAAAAAAGUUCACCAGAGCCUUCUGAUGAUGAUAUUGUGACAAAAAAAAAAAGAAAUAGGUUACAAUUGAUAUCCGAGAGCUCCAAUGAGACUGUCAUAUUAGAGGGUUCUACCAAGAAGGACAAUGGACCACAACAAAAUGCAAACAAUGUUUUUGAAUGUGUUGAUAUUGGCGAUUCUUCAGAUUCAGACGACCGUGGGAAUGACACUAAGUCUAAUGUCAACACAGCACUCGAGGACCACCUGAAACUGAAUAUAAUAAGUCACAAUAUAGCAGCCUGUUAUAAAAAGUUUAUUCACAGAAUUGAUUCUUCUGAAAAUUAUAAAUCUAAUAAAGAUGACCUUCUUCAACAUAAAAUUCUUAGUAUGGGAAGGAAAGUAAUCAACAAAAAAAGGUUUAAUUGUAAUGGAAUGUUACGUUAUUUGGAGAAUAAACAUUUAGCUGUUCAUUGGAACAAUAAAAAAUUGGAUUUAGUUUAUGUAAGAACGAAAUUAAAAGAAAAUCGAAAGGUAAAUGAAGAUGCUGGAUGGAAAAGCAUAAGUGCAGUAACAAAAGUGAAAGAAAAUGAUUCUCUCAAUAGUUUAUUGGAAAAGGUUCAUACAAUGGACAGGCAUUUUUCGAUUAAUAACAUGUCCCCUUCUAGUUCAGCAUUACCAGCAACCUUAAUUCAAAUGGUAAAUGAUAAUAAUUAUAAUUCGCACAAACUAUUAAACCCUAAUCCUGUUGCCAAUCCUAAACAACUUCCAAAGAAAAGUAAUUUGCUGGAAAAUCAAAAUGUAAAAAUGAUUUCUGGUCCUUUCUCGAGCUGUAGCAGUGAACUUUUACACAUGCCCAUAAUAACAAGUACUAUAUCCUUAGCAGAAUUAAACACUGAAGAGAUUCAAAGUGUGGCAGAAAAAAGGUCAGAAGAAUCUAGUAUCGAAGCUAGUACUGCACAACCAUUUGUGCCUCGGAUAAAAGUAAAACCGGUGUCGCAAUUAAUGCCUGAAAAAUCAUCUAGUAAUUUUAUAGGUUCAAGUUUCACACAAGCUGCCAAAUGGAAUGUGCCUGUACCAGAGAAUGCUCAGGGAAAAUCCAAUAAACAUUUGCCCUUAGAAGUUCCAACGUCUUCCAAUAAACCGCAAACUAAAGAAAAUUUACUAGGUAAUGACUAUGUGAUCAUGCACACCGUUGAAAUUCCAAACCAGAAAACAUCUUCGCCAUUUUUAUAUUUAAAAAAUUUGUUACAAAUACACAAUUUAAUCUUGAUGAAUUCUAAUGAUGUUAUAACUAGUGAUUUUAUAUGUUUGAUCAAAUUCAAGUCUAUAUUUAACCAAGAUAAUAAAGCUGGCGUUACACUAUGUAUGGCUUUAUUUAGUAACGCAAAACAGUUUUGUAUCAAAAUAAAAGAUGUUACUUCAGAAAUUGAUAUCAAGUCAUUGCCACCGCAUUGGCAAUGGGAAAUACUUCAGUUAUUUAGAGGUGAUAUUGCAGAAAGGUUUCUGGAAAAUGCUAAGAAAAUUAGCAAACAACUGCACGAUGCCACCAUAUAUUUUGUGAGCUUACUGAGGACUAUUGUGUUCCGAAAAAACUAAAAGACGUUGUUCUUACCCAUGACCAUGAUAUGUCUUGGGUAUAUGUCUGUUGUUAUUGUUCUCCACUAGGUAUAUGUAUAACAUAUUCCGUGAUUUAUUGUUGUUUAUAUAAUAUGUAGCAACGGAAAGUUGCAAAGAAUCUAUGAUUCUUAUGUACUGAAUAUGUUUUAAGUUCUCUAUAUUAAGUUUUUCAAUGGUUACUUUUGUUCAUAAACCAAUAUGUGAUUUACUUUACAAACAAUUGUUGUGUUUUACUCUAUUGGUUGCAUUGAAAAUUAAUAUUGACAUUUAUUGCUAGUCUACUUAAAUAAGUAGAGCCAACAACUUUCAACUUCCUUUAAAUUUAAUAUGUAUCUAAAAAAAUGGUCGGCUGUUCAGAUGUACUUCUCAAUUUACCAAGAUACCAAGAUAAUAAAUUAUAUUAAUUUAUAAGACCUAAGGGAUAAGGAUUGAGAAACAACAUGCAAAUUCUAUAAAGUUUGAUGCAACCUGUACAGUACAUAAUAUGUAAAUAAGUGAUUUAGUUUUAAUAUAAAAUAAAAAACAAGUUUUUUUAAAUAAA